Messenger RNA from Schistosoma mattheei, 4398 nucleotides. NCBI's taxonomy places the organism in Eukaryota, Metazoa, Platyhelminthes, Trematoda, Strigeidida, Schistosomatidae. The record is from the annotation of a GenBank genome assembly.
AUGGAACAAAAGUUAUCUAUGUUCAUCGAUAUGUCUGAUGGAAGUGAAGUUAGCAAAGCAGAAACUAUUUACACGGCAAACUUAUCCACUGCUCGGAAUAUGCUGUCUGAAGCAGUAAAAAGUCAACAACACUCCAAAGAAAUAUGUUUCCCGCCUGAGAUGAUCCGUAUAAUGCUGAGGUGUCUCUGGGCCCAUGACGGGGAUCUUUUAGUACUAUUAUUUCCUAUGCUUAAAGCUGCAAGAUUAAACCACACAUUUCCUACCGACGUAUUUUUUAUGGAUAAUGUUCUGUUGUCUCCUUCUCUUUGUCGUUGGCCACGGCAUGUUGGGAAUUUGGUUUAUGAGCAUCCGGAAACUGCUGUUUAUGUCCGUAUUGUAAAACGAGCCCAAUGUUUACACAAUAUCGUAGAGUUUAUCCGUCAACGCAAUGAAGUGAGCAAUUCUGCUGAUGUAAAUAAACCUCCAGAACCAAAGUCCACAACUAGUGAUGGUGAUCUGAUUGAUGAUGCACAAUCGGAUGGUGCACUUAAACUUGCAACUGUGCUUCUUCAAGCAGCUGUUAAUGGAAUAUACGAUAUGAGUAUGGCAAUCACACCUCUAGGACUAGAUCCGGAUCCGAAUCUCAGUGUUACUGAGGUUGGAGUACCGUUAUUUUUCGCAUUCCGUUUAACAUUCCCAACACCAGUAACAAAAUUCAAUUUAGUUCAUUUACGUCAGUUAGUAAUGAAUGGACCAAAUAACUAUCCAGGAGCUACAAGUAUUCAGUUUUCAAAUGGUAUCAUUACUAUGCUGCCGCCAAAUGAUACUCCACAGGCUAAAAAAAAACGUGAAAUGUUAGCUUUGCGGUUAAAACCACUUAUUUCGGGUAAAGAUAACAUACCUAUCGUUGUUAAUCGUCAUCUACUUGAUGGUGAUAUGCUUAUUAUGAACAGACAACCAACCCUUCAUCGGCCUUCAAUGCAAGCACAUCGUGUUCGAAUAAUAAAGUGUGCUGGAGCAAAAACUCUCCGAUUACACUAUUCAAAUUGUAAAGCUUACAAUGCAGAUUUCGAUGGGGACGAAAUGAAUGGUCAUUUUGUUCAAAGUUAUGCAGCAAAAGCUGAACUUGAAACAUUAGCUUCUGUUCCACAUCAAUAUUUAGUACCUAAAGAUGGAACACCACUUGCUGGGCUUAUACAGGAUCAUGUUAUAGCAGCAGUUAAAUUAACAAUGCGUGAUCGGUUUUUCGAGCAUGCUGAUUAUUUGGAUCUUGUAUAUCAUGCUCUUCGACCUUUAUUUGCUAUAAACAGACAAACAUCUUCGGGCCCACCAUCUAUUAUAACAAUUAAACCUGCAAUAUGUUGGCCGAAAUGUCUCUGGACUGGAAAACAGGUUAUUUCAACAUUGUUAAUAAAUCUCACACCUUCAGGUUUAUUACCACUAAAUGCUACCCUUUUAGGUCGACGAACUAAAGCUGAACUUUGGUCUGGAGUUGCUCCCGGUGAACCAACACCAUUAUCCGAUGUAGAUUUAGUUAUAUGUGAUGGUUAUCUUGCAUCUGGCAUGUUAGACAAAUCACAUAUCGGUUCAAGCAGUACAGGUUUGAUACAUUGUGUAUAUGAAGCAUAUGGUCCUGAAUCUGCUUCAUGUUUAUUAAAUGGGAUUAGUUUACUAGCCAAUAGGUUUUUAAAAUUCAUUGCCUUCACAAUGGGUUUGAAAGAUAUUUUACUUUCACAUAGAGCAGAUGAAGAAAGACAACGUCGUUUCAGUAAUCUUAAAGAUCUUGGCCUCUGUGCUUUUGCAGACACAUUCAGUUUAAAACCAGACGAACUAACCGAACAUAAUGUGAAACGUUUGUAUCGUCACGCACAAUUCCCUUCAUCUACUGACCAGUCUUCUCAAAAGCGUCUUGCUCAGUUGGACAUGGCAAUUAAAGAUCGACUAAAAAGGGCGCAAGACGCAGUAUGUGACUCUGCGAUCCCAGGAGGCUUAUAUGUCGGUUUUCCAGAGAAUAAUUUACAACUCAUGGUUCAUGUUGGUGCUAAAGGUGGUAUGGUUAAUGCUCAACAGAUGUCUGUCGCUCUUGGUCAGAUUGAAUUAGAAGGUCGUCGUGUCCCACUCAUGCUAAGUGGCAAAACACUACCUUCAUUUCCACCUUACGAUGUUCGUCCACGUGCUGGUGGUAUGUGUACUGCUCGAUUUCUCACUUCACUACCUGCACAAGAGUUGUUUUUCCACUCGAUGGCAGGUAGAGAUGGUCUUGUUGAUACAGCUGUAAAAACUAGUCGAUCAGGUUACUUACAGAGGUCAGCUAUUAAACAUCUAGAGGAUUUAAGCAUAAGUUAUGAUGGAACAGUGAGAGAUUCAGGAUCUAAUAUAAUUCAAUUUCGAUAUGGAGACGAUGGAGUGGAUGUAUGUCAAGCCGGAUUUUUACAACCUAUUGGUUUACAUUUCUUUGCUGAUAACGUAAAUCUAAUGAAAAUGCGUUGGCAUUCUGAUAAAAUCAAUACUGAUAAUCCAGCAUAUGCUCAUUUGUUUGAAAAAAACACACUUCCUAAACCUAUACAAAUAAUGGCAGACCAAGUUGGUGUUAAGAGACAAUGUAUUCUACAUAAAACUGUAUCAAAGCAUAAACUUGUCAAGCUUGUCAACAGUAGUAAGAUGGCUCAUAAAGCAUUAAAAAUAAUGGAAACAGAAGAGAAAGCAUCCGGAAAAGAUAAGAUAAUGAAUGAAAUAAUCCCUGAACCACCAUGUGCUACAGCGGCUGAAUUAAGAGAUUUAUGUUUAGCCAAAAUUAUUAACGCUCAAGCACCACCUGGUGAUCCUGUAGGUUUAUUGGCUGCACAAUCAGUUGGUGAACCUUCUACUCAGAUGACAUUGAAUACUUUUCAUUUUGCUGGACGUGGUGAAAUGAAUGUAACUCUGGGAAUACCACGCUUACGAGAGAUCCUCAUGUCCGGAUCAUCCAAUAUAAGUACACCAUGCAUGGAAGUUCCUAUAUGGCCUACCAAAGAAGCUCAACAACUUAGCGAACAAAUAGCUAAGAAAUUUUAUAAACUGAAAUUAUCUGAGACUUUAAAAUUACCUAUUGGUCAAAAAGUUAACUAUGUAUCCGAUUCGUGUACAUUUGAAUUUAAUUUACAACCGAAAUCAGUCUAUUCUGAUCAAAGUCAUGUAACACCUGUUCGUGUUUUACGUUUUCUUGAACGUAUUCUAUUCCCAGAUUUAGCUCAUCGUUUAAAUGAAGAAUUAAAAGAUCAAGGAAAAACUAGUCUUAUAAAAAGCUUUGCCUUAUCUGCUAUGGCUCGUCAACAACAAGCUGGUCAAAAUAAAAACUCAGAAGAACCAGCUGAGGAUGCUGAUAUUGUGAAUCAACCAAGUAUUGGUCGUACUCGUGCACAAGACGAAUGGAAUGAAGAUGAUGGACAUGAAGCUAUCAGACGCCGGCGUCUCGAAGCAAAUGCCGAAGAGGAAGAUAUUACUGGUGGUGAUAAUAAUCGUCGUAAAAAUGGAUCUGAUCUGGAUGAAUUGGUCGAUUUAGACUUAGACGAUGAAUAUGAUGCUGAAGCAGCCGAACUACAUGAAAUUGGACAAGAUCGUGAGAAAGAUGACGGUGACGAUGAACAACAAGACGAUAAUGGUAAAUGGCCUUGGAAUGAAUUAUCUCCAUCAAGUACAAAUUCUGAUGAAUUUAUCCAAUGGACUGGUGAUCCUGAAUUAAAUCAGUCAGAUGUAGAUGAUGAACGGGAAUUAAUCCAAGAAAAUAUGGAACGAAAUAUAGAACAAGAGAAUGCUAUAAGUCAUGAUGAAGCUCGCAAACGGAUAACGUUUGUUACCAGCCUGCAUGCUCGUUUUAGUGGUUACGAUUUCGACAGAAAAAAUUCAUCGCCGAAAUGGGCACGUCUUACAAUUUGUAUGUUCGAUCCAAACGAAGGACGUAUAUCUAUUGACCUAGAAACUUUAAUUAUGCGCCUUAUUAAUCGAAGCGUUGUAUCCUCGGUAUCCGGUAUCGAAAAGACCAUUAUUGAUCGUUCAAAACCAAAUCAAUGGAUGUUCCGAGUUGAAGGUAUAAACAUGAUUGAGAUGAUGCGUUAUCCACAAGUGUUUGAUUUGAGUCGACUCUAUACUAACAACAUCACUGUAAUGAAUGAAACAUACGGUAUUGAAGCAGCUCGGGCAGCACUUCAAAGAGAAGUAUCUGGAGUCUUUGGUCAUUAUGGGAUUCAUACGUUCAAUGAGUUCACAUCCAUCACUGCUUCAGCAAAUGACCUUCGAGACUGUUGCAAAUGUUUAAAAAAUUCAUUACAAAAUGAUUCUAUGGACAAUUUAAUUUCUCCUUCUGCAAGUUUAGUUACUGGUCGAAUAGUUCAUUAUGCCGGAACAAAUUGUUUUGAACUACUUCAAAAGUUGGCUUGUUAA